UGGAUUCAUAGUUUUCAAGUCCCUAUAUAUGAAAUAAUUGGUCCAUUAGGUUUUUUGUGAUAUUAAUUUUAGAAUUUGGGGGUUCAAUUUUCAAAUUUUUUUCUAUAGUUUAUUAUCUUUCUCCGGCAAACUUUUGCCGGAGCUCCAACCAGUCACCACCAAAAUGAUACCCCACUGGUUGACCCACCCCUCUUCUCUUUUUUUCUCGUUUCACUGCCUAUUCUUUUCUCCAAGAACACAACCAUACCACCAAACCCCCUUUGCGAUUCUUUCUCUCUUCCGACCAAAACCCCGGCCAGAACCUUGGCUGGAACAACCCCAAAUCGCCACCAAAUUUCGAACCAGUGAAUAACAACAACAAUGACCAUGAAUUUCAGCAUGGUUUUGCAACUCAACAACCAGCGGAAAUGACCUUUCAGACCACCCAAAACCACCAAAAGCACAUCACAUCGCAUCACCACAGACCGCCAGAUCAAUGGAAAAACCCCACCCUCGUUUCCUCUUUUGUUUGCUGCAACGAGUCACUCCGACAAGGGGCUCAAAGUUCCGAUGAAUCGAAGCUAAACAAUGAACCAAACUCGGUGCCUCUCCUCUCCCCUCUCCCCUUUCACGAUUCUCCUCCAUUUUGCACGUAUUUCAUCAAAACUAUGGUGGGCGACAUCUCCUUCACCCUCUCCAUCUUCCUCAACAACAACUACGCCGGAAUUCAACCAAAUCCACCUGAAAUUCGCUGCCUCUCCCAGCAACAACUGAGCAACGAGCUCCAUCUCCGAUUUCUGCUGGAGAAAAGUGAGUUAACCACCAUAAUGGCUUCACUGAAACAAUGGAGAAACAGCCAUUGUAGAGAGGAAGAAGAAGAACAGAAUUUCAAUAUAUUUCAUGCCAAAAAUCCCUUGUUAUUUCAUCUACAACUCCUUCAUUAUAUACGUAUAACUUGGAAGAUUCUAGACUAAUUAAAGAAGGAGAAAA
Molecule: messenger RNA, 969 nt
Organism: Solanum pennellii
Lineage: Eukaryota; Viridiplantae; Streptophyta; Magnoliopsida; Solanales; Solanaceae
Exons: 2
Coding region: 408-953 (181 amino acids)
Source: RefSeq, a predicted model, not a curated record